AUGGCGUCCGCUACUGCCACUGCAGUCCCGUCCUCAGUGCUCAAGCAACCCGUCAAGGUUGCCUGCGUACAACUCACCCCGGGCGCUGAUAAGGCCGCCAACCUCGACUACGCUGCCUCGCGCGUUGCUGCCGCUGCCAAGUCCGGCUCUCGCAUCAUUAUCCUCCCCGAGUGCUUCAACUCACCUCUUGGCUGCAAGUACUUCGCUCAGUAUGCCGAGACACUAAGGCCCUUCCCACCAAGCCGCGAACAGUCGCCAUCCUUCCACGCCCUGUCUGCUAUGGCUGCCGACAAUAAGGUUUACCUGAUCGGUGGCUCUAUUCCAGAGGCUGACCCGGAUUCGGGCAAGUACUUCAAUACGAGCCUGAUAUUCGGUCCGGAUGGCAAGCUACUCGAUAACUUUCGCAAGAUACACCUAUUUGAUGUCGACAUUCCCGGCAAGGUGACCUUCCGCGAGUCUGAGGUCCUCAGCGCCGGAAAUAGGAUCGCCCUCGUGUCCUUUCCCGAGUACGGCACUAUCGCGGUCGCUAUCUGCUAUGAUAUCCGCUUCCCGGAGCUCGCUACUAUCGCCGCUCGGAAGGGUGCCUUCGCUCUAAUCUAUCCUAGCGCCUUUACCCUCACCACGGGCGCGAUUCACUGGCAGCUACUUGGUCGAGCCCGCGCCAUCGACAACCAAAUAUACGUGGCUAUGUGUAGCCCCGCGCGCGACUUGUCUGCCCCGUUCCACGCCUGGGGUCAUAGCAUGAUAAUCGACCCCAUGGCCAAAGUGCUUGUUGAAGCCGACGAGAAGGAUACUAUCAUCGAGACGGAACUAGACGGCGACAGCAUCAUCGAGGCUCGACGGAACAUACCACUGUAUGCUCAGAGGCGGUUUGACGUCUACCCGGACGUGAGUCAGGGCAAGAUACGGUUUGACGAGACCUGCCCGUAG
Molecule: messenger RNA, 930 nt
Organism: Purpureocillium lilacinum
Lineage: Eukaryota; Fungi; Ascomycota; Sordariomycetes; Hypocreales; Ophiocordycipitaceae
Biological process (GO): L-glutamine metabolic process; oxaloacetate metabolic process
Cellular component (GO): mitochondrion
Molecular function (GO): omega-amidase activity
Source: RefSeq, a predicted model, not a curated record